CCCUCCACUUUUGCGAUUGGCUGUGAGGCCUUGGGUCUCCGCCCCACAGGCUGCGCCUGCGCAAGGCUCAGGGCAGUGAGUGGCACCUGAUGGUGGGAGGUAGUAACCCUCGCUUCCGUUCGGCGGGCGGAGGAUAGAUAGCCACUCAAGAAAACACCAUGAAAGAUACUGACAUCAAGAAACUACUGUAUACCCAUCUUUUAUGCAUAUUUUCAAUUAUCCUAAGCAUCUUCAUUCCAUCAUUCUUCUUGGAGAACUUCUCAAUAUUGGAGACACACUUGACAUGGUUAUGCAUCUGUUCUGUUUCUGUAACUGCCGUCAAUUUAGUAUUGUAUUUAGUAGUGAAACCAAAUGUGUCUUCUAAAAGAAGUUCAUUAUCAUACAAGGUAACCAGAUUUUUGAAAUGCUGUAUCUACUUUCUUACGUCUUGUUUAUUCUUUCAUGUAAUUUUUGUUCUGUAUGGAGCACCACUAAUAGAGUUGGCAUUGGAAACAUUUUCACUUGCGGUUAUUUUGUCCACUUUUACUACUAUACCUUGUUUAUGUUUGUUAGGACCAAACUUCAAAGCCUGGCUAAGAAUUUUCAGUAGAAAUGGAGUUACGUCCAUUUGGGAGAAUAGUCUUCAGAUCACUACAAUUUCUAGUUUUGUAGGAAUAUGGCUUGGAGCCUUUCCUAUUCCACUGGAUUGGGGAAGACCAUGGCAGUACUCAGUGUGGCUCAUGAUGCUGACAGAAUCUGCCAGAGAAACAAUAAACCAGAUGGCAGUAGAAGGAAAACACAGUAUCUCUUUGUUUAUGUACCAGGCAUGGGGCUUGGCACUGUCACGCAAGUAACUUAAUCCUGGUAACCAUAGUGCAAGGAAUGGCCCAUCUCCUGCACGCUUGGAGCAACCUUUGGCUAUGUGGCUGGCCUUGUUAUUUCACCACUCUGGAUAUACUGGAAUAGAAAGAAACUCACAUACAAGAACAAUUAAUUGGAGCAAAGGGAGAAGAGAUUUCUUUGUGCAGAUUCCAUAAAGACUGUGCAGAAAUGUAUAUGGUCUAGGCCAGGCAGUUCCACUUAACAGCACUGUUUUUUAAUGUAGUUACAUGAUGUGAUUGUAGCUUUUUAAACUAUGAAACCCCUGAGAGAUUGUACCUUCUAGUUGAAAUAAAGUAUUUAUAAUAGA
Bubalus bubalis (water buffalo) is the source of this 1168-nucleotide messenger RNA. It is a transcript of the gene PIGF, whose product is annotated as phosphatidylinositol glycan anchor biosynthesis class F. NCBI's taxonomy places the organism in Eukaryota, Metazoa, Chordata, Mammalia, Artiodactyla, Bovidae. The record is from RefSeq and is a predicted model, not a curated record. The transcript has 8 exons. Gene Ontology annotation, cellular component: endoplasmic reticulum membrane. Bases 159 to 833 code for a protein of 224 amino acids. Gene Ontology annotation, biological process: GPI anchor biosynthetic process.